GGCGACCGAGGUUGGUAGAGUGACUGAUGAUUGAUGGCCGUCGCCUUUAUUUCCUUCGCUACCGCUGUGGUGGGGAACAUGCAAUGACUUCUACGUUAGAAGCUUAAUGGCAUCCCAGCUAAGGGGAAUCAAAAGCCACAUGAAACACACCUCUUAUCGAAGCUUCUCUGUCUUUUCCAACAUGGAAGAAGGUAACACGAGGACUAGUGGGUCCAAGAGAGGCGGCGGCGGAGGCGGCGGUGAGAAGGCCAACAAGAGGAGCAAGGAGGGAAAGCACCCGGGCUACCGAGGCGUACGCAUGCGCUCCUGGGGGAAAUGGGUGUCGGAGAUCCGAGAGCCGAGGAAGAAGUCGAGGAUCUGGCUGGGGACGUUCCCGACGGCGGAGAUGGCCGCGAGGGCGCACGACGUGGCGGCGAUGACCAUCAAGGGCCAGUCGGCGUGCCUCAACUUCCCCGAACUGGCCGAUGAGCUACCGCGGCCGGCCUCCGCCGCCCCCGAGCACAUCCAGGCGGCAGCCGCGUUGGCUGCUGCCACCACCUUCGGCGGCCGCGGAGAAACAACACGCGCCAGCGAGGAGUCAGGCAGGAGGCAGGCCGAGAUGCCGAUGUCGCGAUCUCCAGCCCCCGCAGCUCUAUCGAGCGACGGCGACGACAAGCUCUUCGACCUGCCCGAUCUCCCGCUUGACGUAAGCGAAGGUUUCCGCUCGCAUCCGUCAUGGGCGCCAUCCACAGUGGAGGACUGCAUUCAGUUCAGGGUGGAGGAGCCAUUGGUGUGGGAAUACUACGUGAAUUGAGCAGUAGCCGCAGCUGCAGCUGCUCCUCCUUCCUCCUCUUCUAAUCGAAUUCAAGGCAAAGCAGCAGAUAAUUUAGCUCUUACACCCCAUUCUCUCAGCACAUACUGCAAUACCUCCACAUAAACUACAAGGCUUUGGAGUUCAUGUGUACCAUUACACAUCGAUCAACCUUAGCAAACUACCCAUCAAUUGGGUAUAAAUCAGAAUGCAAAGACGUGGAGUUUACUGUCUUGCUUUACUGAAGUUGGGUAGUGCAUCGAUCCUAUGCUUUCUAUAACAGGAGGGAGAGCAAAAGCUUUGAUCAUUCGCUUUAGUGAGGACUUCUUUUCCUUCUUUGCGGUAAAUCUUUCAUAUGAUUCCUUGUUCUCUACUGAAAUCUUGCACAUGACUCUUCAUU
Messenger RNA from Musa acuminata AAA Group (dessert banana), 1190 nucleotides. RefSeq names its product ethylene-responsive transcription factor ERF039-like. The transcript is spliced from 2 exons. The record is from RefSeq and is a predicted model, not a curated record. NCBI's taxonomy places the organism in Eukaryota, Viridiplantae, Streptophyta, Magnoliopsida, Zingiberales, Musaceae. Gene Ontology annotation, biological process: regulation of DNA-templated transcription. Gene Ontology annotation, molecular function: DNA binding; DNA-binding transcription factor activity. Bases 107 to 793 code for a protein of 228 amino acids.